Messenger RNA from Haliotis rubra (blacklip abalone), 2444 nucleotides. RefSeq lists its product as uncharacterized. The coding region runs from base 49 to 2169 and encodes 706 amino acids. The transcript has 3 exons. The record is from RefSeq and is a predicted model, not a curated record. NCBI's taxonomy places the organism in Eukaryota, Metazoa, Mollusca, Gastropoda, Lepetellida, Haliotidae.
UUAACACAGGGUUGAGUAACACUCGGCCCAAGUAAAGAUGACUAGAGGAUGUCUUGGGACGGAUGGUCCUUUAAAGACAUGAGACCGGAAUAUAUAUCGCUGGGGUUCAUAGGCGUAUAUAUCCUGCUUCUCCUCCUCGUAUGGGCUAUCCUGUUGUUUACCAAGAGACGCUGCAAACGAGACCAAAGGCUGAAUGACCUGUCCUUCAGCAUAUUGGACAUUGCUGCAAUCUACGAGAACCAGGGUGAUGCUGUACCCUUAAGAAAGCAGAAGAGAAGCGAAAGCAACUCAGACACAUCAUCAAAUGAGAGUGACGGUCAUUCGUAUGAGUAUUUAGGUGCACAAAGGCCUGUGUCAAAUGAUUCUUGUGGUGCAGCAUCUUCUGAAGAAUCUAUUAAAGCAGUAACAGAAUUUGCAGUAACUGGUAGGCCUCAACCCCCUCAACCCCCAAAGAAAUGUUCAACAUUGAGCGGAAUCCUACUGAAGAAACUCGGUCGUGGAUGGCGUAAAAGCGAUAAUCGUUUUAAAUCUAACUACAAAGGAGCCCUGGCACGUGGAAGUGUCAGUUCAAAUCUAACAAAUGAUUACGUUCAUGUAGACGACAGCAGGGGAGACAGCACAGUAUCUACUUUCGAAACCAGCAAGAUGGCGUACCUUUCCAACACUAAGAAAACAGACACAUUCGUACCUGAUGAAGACGAAAACAUGGAUAUUGUCCUCACACGAGUUACUCCGGAAGAGGGAGAUGAUGUUAUCCUUCGAGAAUCAUUAGAUGCGAAUUCACGUCAAUCUGCAAUGUCUACACUUUUCAGAAAAUCCUGGCUCGACAUGCCACCCGCAGCAGAUGCGGACUUUGGGUCCGUGUACGCAUCUGCUGGCUCAGUUGUUUCCAUGGAAACAGAAGGGAUGUUCAUACCCGAAGAGGACGUUACCCAUCCCAUAUUGGAAAGUGGUGUGCCAAAUAUCCAGGAAAUGUCUCAAAACAUCAUUGAUAUGAUCAGUGAUAAUUUUUCCUCAAAGAAUAAUAAGGAAUCUCUUGAUGACUGUGAUCUGCCGGGGUCAGCAGGAAAAUCCACUGUAUCACUCUUGCCUAAAACGAAAACCUUGCCUCUUUCAAGAAACUUGCUCGAGUUACAUCCAGCAUCAAACGAAACUACCAAAACACAUGAUGCUCACUUUGGGCGUGCUUCUACAACAUCACAGUCUUCAGAAUAUGAUGAACUGACAAGUAUUGAAAUGGAGUCCCAGAAAAGGCAGUUCUCUUAUACUCGUGGUCAAAUGCAACCAUCCGGACCAUCUACACUUCCACGACUGCCACUAAAAGCCAAAACCAGUCAUCUUUCGCGGAACCUCUCGGAUGCUCGUCGUUCACGUCAAAGAGAACCUAAGGUUGAUGAUUUAUCUUUUCCACCAAUCCCGAGAUUGUCGGAUACCUAUGAAAAUAAGGAGAAACUGCUUGGAAUGAAGGAAAAGGGUGCUGAAAAUGAAGAGGUAUCAACAGUUCCCAAACUGCCUUCUUUCCCUCCAAUACCAAAAUUAACCAAGAGUCCUGGAAACUUAAGAGAAACGGAUAAACCAUCAGACCCACCUGAUGUGAAAGAAUACCCAUCCCUUACUUCCUUGUGCAGUUCUGGUCGUCAAAAUGAAAUGUCUUCAAAUGAAACGAUACCAAUACAGAAACGUCCACUACCACCACUGCCAAAACAGGCCUGCCAUGGACCACCCGAGAUAUCACCACAGCCUAUCAGGUCAAAGCUAGCUGAUCAUAGGUUUGGUGACAGAGAUAGCACAUUUUCAGAUAGUCGAGGUUCCUCAUCUAGCCGCCGAGGCUCCUCAUCUAGCCACCGAGGCUCCUCAUCUAGCUGCCGAGGCUCCACAUCUAGUGACGAUCUACAGACCUUUGAUGGGGACUAUCAAAAUUCUGGUCAACGGCCAACUUCCUCAUCACUGAAACCAGCAGGCAAAGGCGGUCCACCACCUCCACCACCACGAAAAGAUUCCAAACUCACCACACAAACCAAAGCAAUACCCAAAUCUGGUCCUACUCCAGUCAAUUUCAUGGCGUUUUCACAAGUAACGAAGCAACUCCAGGAAAAACUUGCAAUGAGGUUACCAGGCCAACCAUCGCCAAAGAAACCAGAUCCUGCAUCUUCAGAAGAUGAUAUUUAAUUCAACAAACAAGGGUGCAUAUACCAGUUAACACUUGAUUACAUCUGGACAUUAAGCAUCCCAAAGGGCACAGUUUACUCUUUCAGAGAACACCCAGUGCCAUCACAGACUUUAUGUGAUCCAUGCAAGUUUCAUCGCUAGUUUGUUUAUGGAAUAUCUAGAUAACUAGUGAGUGAGUGAGUGAGUUGAGUUUUACGCCGCACUUAGCAAUAUUCCAGCUAUAUGGCGGCGGUCUGUAAAUAAUCGAGUCUGGACCAGACAAUCCAGUGAUCAAC